Molecule: messenger RNA, 2819 nt
Organism: Siniperca chuatsi (mandarin fish)
Lineage: Eukaryota; Metazoa; Chordata; Actinopteri; Centrarchiformes; Sinipercidae
Gene: hapln1a
Product: hyaluronan and proteoglycan link protein 1a
Exons: 4
Coding region: 215-1234 (339 amino acids)
Biological process (GO): cell adhesion
Molecular function (GO): hyaluronic acid binding
Source: RefSeq, a predicted model, not a curated record
ACCUCUGAGGAGCCUAAACUUUCCAGUAGCACCACAGGCGGCUGCUGCACAGACAGACAGAGAGGGGGACAGCUAGAUGAAUAAAAAUUAAAAGAGAAGAAAAACUGUUCAACCUAUCAUUUGGCUCUCCUAAAAUAUUUUAACAGUUUUUUUUUCAAAGUUGUAUAUUUAUAUUUUUAUUAAAGAGGGCCCUUUGUGUGAAAAAAAAGAGAAAAUGACGACUCUGCUGUGCAUCACAAUAAUCUCUCUGACCCUGGCUGGCAGUGCAUACAGUCAGGUGACUCCCUCAACACUAACAGUUACGGUUUAUGCUGACCUAGGUGCCAACAUCACCCUCCCCUGUCGGCUCCUGUCCAAGGACCCCAUGUCCUUUGGUAACAUUGGUAUGCGAGUCAAAUGGACCAAGGUGGCAGAUGAUAAAGCCCUGGAUGAGGAUGUGCUGCUUUCAAUGGGAUUCCAUAAGAAGACCUAUGGAAGCUUCGAGGACCGUGUCUUUUUGCAGGAGCUUGACAAUGAAGAUGCCUCCAUACUAAUAACUGACGUCGCUAUGGACGACAUGGGAAAAUACCACUGUGAGAUCAUCAGUGGGAUGGAAGACAGCAUGCAAGAGAUUAUCUUGGAAGUGCGAGGUGGCGUCAGUGAUGGUGUUGUGUUCCCAUACAAUCCCCGUGUGGGCCGCUACAACCUGAACUUCCAUGAUGCUGUGCAGGCCUGUGUGGACCAGAAUGCUGUGGUCGCCACCUUUGAUCAGUUGUUUGAGGCUUGGAAGGGUGGCCUGGACUGGUGUAAUGCUGGCUGGCUGAAUGACGGCACAGUGCAGUAUCCCAUCACCAAACCCAGAGCGCCUUGUGGUGGCUCCAACAAUGGGCCUGGCCUCAGAAACUAUGGUCGCCUUGACAAAAAGAAACGCUAUGAUGUGUUCUGCUAUGCUUCUGCUCUCAAUGGACAUUUCUAUUGGCUGGUCCAACCCGAUAGGCUGACCUUUGACGAGGCUGUGCAGGCAUGCUCAGACGAUGGUGCAGAGAUCGCCAAGGUGGGCCACAUGUAUGCCGCAUGGAAGCUCGAGGGCUACGAUCGCUGCGAUGCUGGCUGGUUGGCUGAUGGAAGUGUCCGCUACCCCAUCUCUAGGCCUCGCAAGAACUGCAGCCCCACAGAAGCUGCAGUGCGCUCUCUUGGAUUCCCAGAAAAAGAUCAAAAGUCUUACGGUGUCUACUGCUACAAGGCUGUGCAGUGAAUGGGUAGAUAGGAGUAGGGAAUCCCCAACCACCAAAGAGCAGCAACAACCACAACCAAUAAAAUCAAGCACAAAAGCUUUGGAUCUUAACUAGCAUGAGCUCAAUACCUUUUGAAACUGUGAUAACCCUUUUUAACUCUGAAAAAAACAAAUACUGUCUAUUACAUCCAAAUGCAAUGAAUGACAAAAUAUUUUGUAGCCAUUAAAUUUAGUUUUUCUCUAAUUGCGCAUUCAUUCAUUUUACACAGACUGUUGGUGAAAAGGCAACAGUGUUAAAUGUAUGAGUGAUGUGACAGAGACAAGAACUUGAUGGUUGUGAAACAUCAUCUAAGUUUUGGUUUGUCCUCCACAGAAUGAUUCGAUGAGUGAAGUUAAAGAUUUAAAGCUUUUAUGUUCAUGUGCAGAUGAUAUUUGCUGCUUUAUCUAAAUAACAAAACAAUGUGAUCUUUUAUGCAUUUAUCAAGUGUUACAUCACUAAAUUACAGAAUCAUGAACAUACCUUGGAUACCACUGCUGAGCUAUGCAUAUAUACAUAUUGCAGUAAAUAUUCAAUUAGAUCCCUCUCUAAUCAGAGUUGAAGCUCUUUUUUCACCUCUUAAACUGUGGAAAUGAGGAGUUCAAAUUUACUGUUUAACAAGAAAAUGAAUGUAAAUGAUGGACUGUGACCUAUUCUGCAUUUAUAGCUCCCAUUAGAUCAAUUCCCAAUUACAAUUUGAAAGACAUUUUACUACUGUAACCUCAUACAGUAUGUUUGUUUAUUUUAACAAAAUGUUUUUUUACCUUUUUAAUGAUGUUUGUCACUAUAUUUUCUUUUACAUGAGCAUAAUGUUCUUUUUAAAGAAAAAAUAUAGAUUCUGUCACUUGUAGAUGUUUUUUUAAGUGCAGUUUUCAACUUAUAUCAGGCACAUACAAAACAGCAAGAUUUCAGCCAGAUAGUGAAUGUAGAAUAAGUACAGUACAUCCCCUUUUGCCCUGAACACAUCCUUUUACUAAAAUAUAAUCCUGAUUGUCUAACAGUUGUAGCAAUUCCCUAAGAUAGAUAAGAAAUAUUACAGUAGUCACAAGUACAACUAACAAAUGCAUGGGCUGAAAUCUGCUGACUGCUGAGACAUUCCUUACUGAGGUAAUGAACUGUAAAUGGUACAUUUCCACUAGCACUCUAUUCUUUUAAAGACCUGAGUAAUACUGAUGAUCACUCAUUGAUAGUUAUGCUGUAGCAACUGGAUCUAAAUAUCUGAAUAAAUAAUAAAGAAUCAAAACCAACAAAAAAAUCACAAUAGUUUGCACCCUUUUUAGGAAUCAGUUACAAAAAUAAAUAGAUUUUUUUGUGUUUUGGUUUUGGUUAUAUUAUCCCUUUAUACUUUUUCUAACCCUGGGCACAUGGUACACACAUAGUACUUACUGCAGAUUACAUGUGGUAAUAUGGUGAUGUAUGGUUGGAAAAGCAAAAUUUAAAAAUGUCUGUCACGCUUGUGCAUUUGUACACACUUGCGCAUGAAAGAAGGUGAGGGUAUAUUUGUAUCUUAUCACCAUGUACCUUUUUCAACAAAGCAGUUUGAAAUAAAGAAUACAACUUUUAAAUACA